GUGUCGGUCGCUAGAAUUUUGGAUUUGGAAGUGAUCAAGCCAAGGGAUAAACAAUCUUAAUUAUUCAAAGAAAUCCUUUGAAUUAACACUUUUGAAUUAGUCAUCAUUAUUUCUAUUUGUUACGUUUUCUAGUAUAUUAAUAUUAUUUUUAUUGUGCUAAGUCGGUGACAAAAGCCAGAAUUCCAAUUAUUGUAUCAAGCAGAGGACGUUCGCUGGGCGUAAAAAGAAAAUGGCGUGUGCUACCCUGAAAAGAAAUUUGGACUGGGAUAUGGCGCAGAUGCCUGCUAAGAGGCGAAGAUGUGCUCCAUUUGCGGCAAGUUCCAGUACAAGUCCUGGUUUAAAAAUGUCUGAGAGCAGAUCUUCAGCAUUUGGUGAAUCCGUUAGUGCACCUGCUAAAUUGACCCCAGAGCGCAUGGCACAAGAGAUAUGCGACGAGAUAAAGCGGCUGCAGCGACGCAAGCAGCUCCGCAUGGCGUCGGGCGCCGCCGCGUCCUGCUCGUCCUCCAGCGGCAGCGAGGGCGACUGCUCGCCGCCGCAUCGCUCGCACGCCGACCACAAACACAGGGCGCUCUUCACCUUCAAGCAGGUGCGCAUGAUCUGCGAGCGCAUGCUGCGGGAGCAGGAGGCGGCGCUGCGCGCGGAGUACGAGGCGGCGCUGCGCCUGAAGCUGGCCGAGCAGUACGACGCCUUCGUGCGCUUCAACCAGGACCAGGUGCAGCGCCAGCCGCCGCCGCACUCUAUGGACAUGGGGCACCACAUGCACCAGGACCUUGUACCCAGCUAUCUGUCCUAAUAAAGGCAUGACCGGCGGCGCAGAGCAGCACUGCGUAAUAUAUCAAGACAAACAUAUUUUGGUAUAUGUGAAUAUUAUAUGCGGGAUUAGUGUCCGUACCCUAAUGGAUCAAGAUUGUACUAAUUGCUUGUGGAAUUUAUCUAUAAACAAUAUUGUGAAAAAAAAUCACACUACACAGCAGUAUUAUGAAUUCAGUUUAUCCAAUUUAUUUACAUUUGUCUCUUGAUUGAGCAUGAAAUAUAGUACAUACAAAAUUAUAUUUUCACAAUAUUAUAUAAUGGUUAGAUUCCACAGUUUCGUUCAUGCCACAUACAUGGAACUUAGCUUGUAAUGCUUUAGAUAAGAUUCGCUGGAUAAUUGUGUUCACAGACUGAUGCUCCUACGAUGGGGUGAACAGAAACUUGCGUGUCGAAUGCGUAUUCAUACGAAUUCGUUAACGCGGUUAGGGCCCUUUGGCGUCACAAUAUAGGUCAUUGACCACUACACAGGUGCGCUCAUUCCGUGCCGCCUAUAGAGGGGCGAGUGACAAAUAUAUACAGGGUGGAUAAAUAAAUCCUUUAUGGUGUUAUAUUGUCAACCCUGGAAAUCAUUGGGAAUAAUUGGUAAUUUGCCUUUCUUUUUGUCCCAUUCACGCAGUUCAGUAUGUUUGAGUUGUGUGAGGGGGACAGCAAUACAUCGGUGGUAAUGUCUUCUAUUGAGAUGCUGACUGGCAUUAGGUAUAGACUAGGCAAGCUGGUCUCCGUAGGUGUGGGAGUUGAGAGUUGCUGGGAAUGUGAUGUACCGGGUUGCUAAACAUAUUUCUGUUAACUUCAAUAUUUUCGUGUACAUUAUGUCGGUAAUACGAAAUGCCUAAACUAUUUAAACGAAAAAGAGAAACCUUUUUCUUGUGUAUCUUUUGUCAUAUUUCAUUGCAAUUAUAUCUUUGGGGAUAGUUAUUAAACAUAACUUGCCCAAGUUUAUAGAUUUUAGACUGCCAUAUUUUCUAAACGUUAUAUAACAGGUACAUCAACUGUCAGCUUCUCAUUAAAUAGAGUAAUAAUAAAACAAAAUAUAUUGAUAUGGGGUCAAAUGCGGUUAUUAACCUAUAUUUAUUUAUCUCUUUUUCUUGCCACAAUUGACGUUUUCGUAUUGAUAAAAGACGAGCCAAGUGGCGGGAUUGAAAAGUGUAAUAACCGCUUUUUACGCCUUAUUAUAUACCACAGCGUAGCAGCCCUAUACAGAGACGGGUUUACGCCUGAGUACAAACUGGGUUUAAACUUUUUGUCCAGGUGUAUACCAUAUCUAGGCGUGUUUGCUCCGCAAACAUUCCUUGUGUGACUGUAUUGCUUGCUACGCUAAACGGUAGCCGGAUCCUUAUUUAACAAACAGGUUUAUUGUCCAAUUGAUGGCGAAUUAGAACACGACGAGCCCUAGUCUUUGUUCUUACAUAAAAAACUAUGAAGCCAAUGUCUAUUCGUAUUUUUUAUAUUUUCUAAAACAUGAUCCUGUAGAACUUAGUAUAACACAAAUAAUAAAUUCACGCAGAGUGCCUGUUAGGAAUCAAUGUGGUAAUAAUAUAUCAUUUGCGAAUUAGUUAGCCAUAAUUUUGUUUGAUAUAUCUAUUUUUAUUUUACUUUAGUGAUGUCGAAUUAUAGUUGGUAAUUUAUAUUUUCUUGUCAAUAUCGUGUGUACCGGCUGAUUUGUGUACACAGAUGUCGCCUCGUGUAUCAGACCAUUUGGGAAUUCUCUCGUUAUUUACGUAUUGAGAAAAUGUACACUUACCCUUCCUUUCUCCCUAUUUUUCUUCAAAAUUACUCACUGAUACAAAAGGCUGUAUUAGAAAAUUAUAAAUUAGCUUAUCUUAAAGUUGUUUUCUCAAUAAUGUACUUUACUACAUUAAAUUAAUAUUCUUGGAUCCACUACAACUAUGCCAUAUAACAUUGACAAUAGAAUGGACGUCGUCUAUCUGCCGUAAUUUUGUAGACGUGAAGGUAUGUAUUAUUGCAUUAUUGUUAGGUUUGCGACAAACAUAGAACGUACAUUAUUGGGAUUUGUUUUAUAAUUAUUGUUUAGUUAGUGUAACUUUUUAUUGAAUAUAAAAGGAUAAAUUUGUUACCAAGCAUUAUUCAAUAAAAAAUAGGAUAGGUCUUUUUUUAAAUUGUAUUAUCAGCUCAUUAUUAGUAGGUUAUUGGCGUUUAAGAACUGAAAAUAAAUUAGCUAAACACCCAA
Messenger RNA from Plodia interpunctella (Indianmeal moth), 3001 nucleotides. Its product is annotated as akirin-like. The record is from RefSeq and is a predicted model, not a curated record. The transcript is spliced from 5 exons. The coding region runs from base 230 to 793 and encodes 187 amino acids. Gene Ontology annotation, cellular component: chromatin; nucleus. Gene Ontology annotation, biological process: positive regulation of innate immune response; positive regulation of transcription by RNA polymerase II. Gene Ontology annotation, molecular function: transcription coregulator activity. Lineage: Eukaryota; Metazoa; Arthropoda; Insecta; Lepidoptera; Pyralidae.